AGGAAACACUUGUAUGGAUGAAAUGAUUGGCUUAAAUAUGACCAUACAUUUCUUUUAAAUGCUAUAGGACAAGAUCAAAGCAUAGAAUACUGUAUAAAGCUAACGUAUCAUUAUACCUCGAAUAAUGUAUGCUAAUGAUCAAGUAUAUUAAAAACUCUGUACCUGUUUCUUUAGAAACAACUGCUCACUGGAAAUGGAAUAGUUUCAAAUAUGGAUAAAGUUCAAGUUGUCUGAAAGUUAUCAUACAUUUUGAUAUUAUUAAUCAUUGAUUUAAAUACAAUGAAUAUUAAAAAUUAUACUUUUAUAAUUCAAUUUGUUCUCAAAAUUGUCGGAUUUUAUCCAAUAAAUAUGCUGAGAUAUUUUACAUGUGUUAGUUGUAUUGUACUUAUGAUUGUAACACAGAUAAUAACGAUUUAUAACAGCUGGGACGAUUUAGAUUUCGUUUUGGAAAUAAGGUUUGAAGUGAUGAAAAAUUAAGUGAUUAAAGUUUAAUACAAAUUGUAAAUUUUCAUUGUUUGCAGUUCAAGUAUGCUUACAAUGACACUUGCUGUACUAAAGUCAGGAGUUUGGAUGUUUAAUAGAAAAGAUUUGGAGUGUUUUAUAAAUUUUAUGUUAACAGGUUAUUGGAAAAUAGUUAAUGCUGAUGUUUUCGUGUACUUAGAAGAAUAUGCAAUAUAUGCUAAAAACGUCUCAAGGGGCUAUUUCAUUUCCAUGUGUAAUGCACUACUGUUUUAUAGCAGUUUACCUAUCAUUGAAAUACUCAUCAGUAAGAGUCAAGUUUCAAAUAAUAAUUCCACUAUAAAGAAGUUUCCAUUUACUGGAACAUCCCCUGCAGCUUUUCAUAAAUUCCCUUUCUAUGAGAUGAUGUAUAUAUUCCAAAUGUUAGCAACAAAUAUUUGUAGCUUGAUCAUGCUUGCAACUGAUGGUAUAAUAGCCAUUGCUUUGCUCCAUACAUGUGGCCACUUUGCAGUACUUAAACAAAAAUUAAAAAACCUUGAUUCAUGUAUUUAUUGUAUAACGAAUUCAGAAAAGAACUCAACCAACAUAAAAACAGAUUUGUAUGACAUAAAAAUUCAAUUAAUGCAUACAAUUCAACAUCAUCAAAUCAUUCUUUGGUUCUGUGAUAACAUGGAAAAAAAUUUUCAUCUAAUGCUGUUUUUGCAAAGCAUGACUAGCAGUAUCUUAAUUUGUUUUGUUGGAUUUCAGGUUUCUACAGCAUUAUCGGAAAUCUCUAAAUUAUUUAAAUCCUUUGCUCAUUUACUAGUGGCACUUUUCCAGUUAUUACUUUUCUGUUUUCCUGGAGAUAUUUUAAUACGGCAGAGUUGUGAUAUAAGUACAGCUGUAUUUUCUAUCAAAUGGUACAAAUUGCCAAGUUUGAUAAAAGAUGAAGUCUACAUGAUCAUAUUACGUUCUCAAAAGCCGUGUUCUAUUACUGCUGGAAAACUAUAUGUGAUGCACUUAGAAAAUUUUGCCGCUAUACUCAGUACUGCAUUUUCGUACUUUAUGAUGCUUCAAAGCUUCAAUGUAGAAGCUUAAAAUGCACAAGUGGAUUUAAAACUGAAAUUUACAAUUGAUAAUGAUAUAUGAGGCAUUGUACGAAAUACAACAUUUGCUACAUGUAUCCGCCCCAUCCGAAAUACAUUUGACAAAGAUUA
Megachile rotundata (alfalfa leafcutting bee) is the source of this 1655-nucleotide messenger RNA. RefSeq names its product odorant receptor 13a-like. Gene Ontology annotation, biological process: sensory perception of smell; detection of chemical stimulus involved in sensory perception of smell. Gene Ontology annotation, cellular component: plasma membrane. Gene Ontology annotation, molecular function: olfactory receptor activity; odorant binding. The record is from RefSeq and is a predicted model, not a curated record. NCBI's taxonomy places the organism in Eukaryota, Metazoa, Arthropoda, Insecta, Hymenoptera, Megachilidae.